This is a messenger RNA of Drosophila novamexicana, 6069 nucleotides long. It is a transcript of the gene arr, whose product is annotated as low-density lipoprotein receptor-related protein 6. The coding region runs from base 604 to 5619 and encodes 1671 amino acids. The transcript has 6 exons. Lineage: Eukaryota; Metazoa; Arthropoda; Insecta; Diptera; Drosophilidae. Gene Ontology annotation, molecular function: protein binding. The record is from RefSeq and is a predicted model, not a curated record.
GGCUACCCUCUUGCGGUAACUUUAUUUCACAGCAGUGUAUUAAUUUUAUAUAAUUGCUUUUAUUUGCCCUCGCAGUGCUUGUGUAAAAAUGUCUAUCGCCUUUCAAGUCGUGUAUGUCGCUCCAAGAGUAAAAAACAAGUUCAAACCAAGUGUAAUUAUUACCCAUAUCUAAUGUAUGGACGGACGCAACAAUAUUAUGGUCGGAAUUAAACACGCGUAGUGCGCAUUUUUCACUGAAUAACAGGCAUCGUUUGAUGCAUUUCAUUCUGUGUCUGAGGUAAUGUAGCUCGGCAACGACUGCGAUAUUUACCGGCUUGUUGCGCCAAUGUUUUAAUGUCACAGUUAGACCCAGACCAAAAAUAACACCCUUAACAUUGAAGCAAUACGUGCAAAUGCAACAACGGAAACGCGACAACAACAAACAUAACAAUUACAGUUUUUAAGAUUUUGCUUUUAGAGCUUUGUGUGAAUUAAAAUUUGUGAUUCCUUCUUUACAGUAAAAAUCAAAAUAUUUGUGCUUAGCGAACUAAUCGGUCUCUGUACUGCUGCACUCUUAUAUUUUGUUUCCAAUGUAUUUCGAGCUCUUGGCCCAGUGCGUGUAAAAUGACUCGUAGGCCAAACAGAAGUGAACAUAGUAAUAUUAAGUUUAAGCAACUGUUCCAAAUAAAAACAACAAAAUGCGUAAAUAAUUGUAGCAGAGACUAUCACAGCUUUAGUUAUGUGAUCAUUUUUUUCAUUUGCUGUUGCAUCUCAAACAGCUUGCAGUAUAAAAAUGUGCACGGACAACCGGUCUCUUCCUCGAUGGUGUCCACGUCUACCAUGACUCAACAGUUUAUCAACACACCAGCCACGUUGUUGUUCACUACACGGCACGACAUUCAAGUGGCCAAUAUAACGAAGCCAACAGGUGGCCCACAGAUCGAUGUAAUUGUCAAGGAUUUGGCUGAGGCGAUGGCCAUCGACUUUUACUAUGCCAAGAAUCUGGUAUGCUGGACAGACUGCGGGCGUGAAAUUAUAGAAUGUGCUCAAACAAAUUCUUCGCUGCCGCUGUCCAAGGCUCCCAAGCAAACUGUGAUAUCGACGGGUCUAGACAAGCCGGAAGGUCUGGCCAUCGAUUGGUAUACGGACAAGAUCUACUGGACGGAUGGCGAAAAAAAUCGCAUUGAAGUAGCUACAAUUGACGGCCGUUACCAGAAGGUACUUUUCUGGACGGAAUUGGAUCAGCCACGUGCUAUAGCUGUAGUACCCGCAAAACGGCUACUUAUAUGGACGGAUUGGGGCGAGUAUCCGAAGAUUGAGCGUGCUGGAAUGGAUGGAGAUCCACUAACACGCAUGACGCUGGUAAAAGAAAAUGUGUUCUGGCCAAACGGGCUGGCUGUUGAUUUACAAAGUGAGCUCAUUUACUGGACGGACGGCAAGUAUCGGUUCAUUGACGUUAUGAAGCUUGACGGGAGCAAUCGUCGCACCAUUGUCAACAACCUGAAGUACCCAUUUAGUUUAACCUACUUCGAAAACCGCCUAUACUGGACAGACUGGUUACGGGGCUCUCUGAAUGCGUUAGACCUGCAAACUAAGGAGUUAAAGGAGCUUAUUGAUACGCCGAAGGCACCGAACUCAGUACGUGCCUGGUCGGAGUCCCUACAACCAUUUGAAAAUAAUCCAUGUUCUUACAAUAAUGGUAACUGUUCGCAUCUGUGUCUACUUGCGACUAAUACGCAAGGUUACAGCUGCGCAUGUCCAACGGGCGUAAAGCUGCUAACUUCUAAUAGUUGCGCAAAUGGCUCGCAGGAAAUGCUGUUCAUAGUGCAACGCACGCAAAUUAGCAAAAUUUCUCUUGAUUCACCGGAUUACACCAUUUUUCCACUGCCGCUAGGCAAAGUCAAGUAUGCCAUUGCUAUUGAUUAUGAUCCCGUAGAUGAGCAUAUUUACUGGUCUGAUGUAGAGGCUUAUACAAUUAAGCGUUCUCAUGUAGAUGGUAGCAAUAUUACUGACUUUGUCACCUCCGAGGUGCGACAUCCGGAUGGCCUGGCCUUAGAUUGGCUGGCACGUAAUCUCUACUGGACGGAUACAGUGACCGAUCGUAUUGAGGUAUGUCGCUUGGAUGGCUCUGCGCGUAAAGUGCUUAUCUACGAGCAUCUAGAAGAACCCCGCGCCAUUGCAGUGGCACCCUCGCUUGGCUGGAUGUUUUGGAGUGAUUGGAAUGAGCGCAAGCCUAAGGUGGAGCGUGCUUCUCUCGAUGGAUCCGAACGCGUUGUGCUUGUUUCCGAGAAUCUAGGUUGGCCCAAUGGAAUUGCCCUGGACAUUGAGCACAAAACGAUUUACUGGUGCGAUGGAAAAACCGACAAAAUUGAGGUAGCCAACAUGGAUGGAUCGGAUAGACGAGUGGUAAUCAGUGAAAAUCUUAAGCACCUGUUUGGAUUGAGUAUCUUGGACGAUUAUCUUUACUGGACAGAUUGGCAACGCCGCUCCAUUGAUCGGGCCCAUAAAAUCACAGGCAACAAUCGUAUUGUUGUCGUUGAUCAAUACCCCGAUCUAAUGGGCUUAAAGGUAACUCGACUGCGUGAAGUAAGUGGCCAAAAUGCGUGUGCUGAACGUAACGGUGGCUGCUCUCAUCUGUGCCUGAAUCGUCCACGGGAUUACGUUUGCCGUUGUGCUAUCGAUUACGAACUAUCUAAUGACAAACGUACAUGUGUGUUGCCAGACGCUUUUUUAUUGUUCUCUCGCCAGGAGCACAUUGGUCGGAUAUCCAUUGACUACAAUGAGGGCAAUCAUAACGAUGAGCGUAUUCCCUUUAAGGAUGUGCGUGAUGCACAUGCUCUAGACGUGUCUGUCGCUGAGAGGCGCAUCUACUGGACGGAUCAGAAGAGCAAAUGCAUAUAUCGUGCAUUUCUUAACGGCUCUUAUGUGCAACGCAUUGUAGAUUCAGGUCUAGUUGGACCUGAUGGCAUUGCGGUUGAUUGGCUUGGGCAAAACAUCUACUGGUCGGACGCUGAGGCCCGGCGCAUUGAAGUGGCUCGUCUCGAUGGAAGCAGUCGCCGGGUGCUGCUUUGGAAAGGUGUGGAAGAGCCCCGUUCUCUUGUACUAGAACCUCGACGCGGCUACAUGUACUGGACCGAAUCACCAUCCGAUUCUAUUCGUCGCGCAACUAUGGAUGGUAACGAACUGCAAACAAUUAUAGCGGGUGCUAAUCAUGCCGCUGGUUUGACCUUUGACCAGGGGACUAGACGUCUCUACUGGGCAACGCAAUCGCGACCGGCGAAGAUUGAGUGCGCCGAUUGGGAUGGAAAACGGCGACAGAUCUUAGUGAACAGCGACAUUGAUGAACCUUAUGCUGUUUCCCUAUAUCAAGACUAUUUUUAUUGGAGUGACUGGAAUACCGGGGAUAUUGAGCGCGUGCACAAAGUUACUGGACAAAAUCGUAGUCUUGUACACACUGGAAUGACAUACAUAACAUCGUUGCUGGUGUUUAACGAGCAGCGACAAACUGGAGUUAAUCCAUGCAUGGUUAACAACGGCGGCUGUUCGCAUUUGUGCCUUGCUCAGCCUAGUAGACGUGGGAUGAUCUGCGCUUGCCCCACUCACUAUCAGCUUGCGAAGGAUGGCGUGUCUUGCAUUCCCCCUCGGAACUACAUCAUAUUUAGCCAGCGCAAUAGCUUUGGCCGCUUGCUUCCCAAUACAACGGAUUGUCCCAAUGUGCCAUUGCCAGUGUCAGGCAAGAAUAUACGAGCUGUUGAUUAUGAUCCCAUCACGCAUCACAUAUACUGGAUCGAAGGACGUAGUCACAGCAUCAAAAGGUCUCUAGCAAACGGUACCAAGACAGCUGUGCUGGUCAACACUGGCCAACCAUUUGACAUUGCCAUUGACAUUAUUGGUCGUUUACUCUUCUGGACGUGCUCUUACUCCAACAGUAUCAACGUAACUAGUUUCCAAGGGGAAUCGAUUGGUGUAAUUGAUACCGGCGAUUCAGAAAAGCCGCGCAACAUUGUCGUCCAUGCUAUGAAGCGUUUGAUCUUCUGGUCGGAUGUGGGCAGUCAUCAAGCUAUUAUAAGGGCUCGUGUCGAUGGCAAUGAGCGCAUGGAACUAGCUUAUAAACUAGAGGGUGUUACGACACUUGCCUUAGAUCAGCAGUCGGAUAUGCUUUAUUAUGCACACGGAAAGCGAAUUGAUGCAAUGGAUAUCAAUGGCAAGAACAUAAAAACGCUGGUGUCGAUGCACAUCUCACAGGUUAUCAAUAUUGCGGCGCUGGGUGGCUUUGUCUAUUGGCUGGAUGACAAGACUGGAGUAGAGCGCAUCACAGUCACGGGGGAACGCCGGUCGGCGGAACUUCAACGACUGGCGCAGAUAACGGACAUUCGUGCCGUGUGGACGCCGGAUGCAAAACUGCUCCGCAAUCACACCUGCUUGCAUAGUCAGACCAAGUGCUCACACAUUUGCAUAGCAGCUGGCGAUGAAGUGGGGCACUCACGCGAUAUUUGCUCUUGCCCUAAAUAUCUGAUGCUGCUUGAGGACAAGGAAAACUGCGGCGCUUUGCCCGCUUGUGGUCCGGAUCACUUUACCUGUGCGGCGCCCGUGGCUGGAAAUAGUGAUAUGAACAAGGACUGCAUUCCAGCGUCUUGGCGCUGUGACGGCCAGAAGGACUGUCCUGACAAAUCCGAUGAGGUUGGUUGUCCCACUUGCCGUGCGGAUCAGUUCAGCUGCCAAUCUGGAGAGUGCAUUGACAAGGCCCUUGUUUGCGACGGCACUACAAACUGUGCUAAUGGCCAUGAUGAAGCCGACUGCUGCAAAAGACCGGGUGAAUUUCAGUGUCCCAUCAAUAAGCUAUGCAUCUCUGCUGCACUGCUUUGUGAUGGCUGGGAAAACUGCGCUGAUGGAGCGGAUGAGUCGGUGGACAUUUGUCUACAGCGCCGCAUGGCACCAGCUUCGGAUAAGCGCAUUUUCAUGAUAUUAAUCGGCGCCACGAUGAUAAUCAUAUUUUCCAUUGUUUAUCUGCUGCAAUUUUGUCGAACGCGCAUAGGCAAGAGCCGCACAGAACCUAAAGAUGACCAAGCCUCAGACCCCCUGUCGCCGUCGACGCUGACUAAAUCACAACGAGUUUCGAAAAUUGCCUCUGUAGCAGAUGCGGUUCGCAUGUCGACGCUUAAUUCGCGAAACAGUAUGAACUCUUACGAUCGUAAUCACAUAACUGGUGCCUCCAGUUCAACAACCAAUGGCAGCAGUAUGGUAGCCUAUCCAAUUAAUCCACCGCCUUCACCCGCAACGCGCUCGCGUCGUCCUUACAGGCACUACAAGAUCAUCAACCAACCGCCUCCUCCUACACCAUGCUCUACAGAUAUUUGCGACGAAUCGGACUCAAAUUAUACUAGCAAAUCAAAUAGCAACAACAGUAAUGGUGGCCCCACAAAAUUAACAUCUAGCUCGGCUGCCGCCUGUCUUCAGUUUGGCUAUGACAUUGAACCGUAUCCGCCGCCACCAACGCCACGCUCGCAUUAUCACAGCGAUGUGCGUAUUGUGCCGGAGUCGUCAUGUCCUCCGUCGCCGUCCUCACGCAGCUCUACGUACUUUUCACCGUUACCACCCCCACCAUCGCCUGUGCAGUCACCAAGUCGCGGAUUUACGUAACAUUAUUUGAAUAUAAACGAACAAGGCAGUGUAUCCUAGUUGCAUUGUAUGUAUUCCUAAAAAUUUUCUGACUGCAUUGUAUAUAUUUAUUUUUAUUUAAUGUGAAAAGGGCCUUAUAAUUAAUAAUUUUAACGUUAGUUUGGUUAUGGGCUUGAACCUAAAUGACCGACGUGUGUAAAUAGCAUAGCUAUAAUCUUCCUUAUUUGUAUUUCGAUCUCGUUAAGUCUUAUUUGCCGAACGACAUUUAUUUUUUUGUAAUAUAAAGUUUGUAAACAAUAGACUGCAAUCUUUUAAGUAAACUAAACAAAUUAAUGAAAUAGAUUAAAUGAAAAUAAUGCAAAAUACAAUAACCUAUAUUUUUACACGAUGCAAACACACAUUACUUAUUCCGCGUGCCAAAAUUUCUAAAAUACACAAAUAUACCUACAUAUAAUAUAAUUAAGAUACGCA